AUGCAGAUUCGCAGGCUUCAUUUCUCCUAUCGGCUCUGUCUCUCUCGUUUCCGCUCAUUAGAUCCCUCUUUCAUAAGUUUCUCUCAGGGAACAUCGGGAAGAAAGAGCAAUGGAGUCACAUUCACCAAGUUCUUCAGUAAGCUUUUUGCCAAGAAGGAGAUGCAUAUCCUGAUGGUUGGUCUUGAUGCAUCUGGUAAGACAACCAUAUUGUACAAGCUCAAGUUGGGAUGUUGGUGGCCAGGACAAGAUCCGUCCAUGCACUAUUUCCAGAACAAGCACGGUCUCAUCUUUAUUGUUGAUAGCAAUGAUAGAGAUCGUAUUGUGGAGGCAAGAGAUGAAUUGCACAUGAUGUUGAAUGAAGAUGAGCUCCAUGAUGUUGUGCUGCUUGUAUUUGCUAACAAAAAAGAUCUUCCAAAUGCAAUGAAUGAUGUUGGACUGCGCGGCAAAAAUCACUACCCCUCUUGGGGAUGCUCUGAGGUUGGCGUAAGAAAAUUACUUUUGUCCAAAGACAUUGAAGGUGAAAUGGAGGCAUCUAAUUUCGUGUGGGGCAAUGGAAAGAGAAAAUUGGAAGGGGAAAAAAUACAAAUCUGA
Ipomoea triloba (trilobed morning glory) is the source of this 591-nucleotide messenger RNA. RefSeq names its product ADP-ribosylation factor-like. Gene Ontology annotation, biological process: intracellular protein transport; vesicle-mediated transport. Lineage: Eukaryota; Viridiplantae; Streptophyta; Magnoliopsida; Solanales; Convolvulaceae. Gene Ontology annotation, cellular component: cytoplasm. The transcript has 3 exons. Bases 1 to 591 code for a protein of 196 amino acids. The record is from RefSeq and is a predicted model, not a curated record. Gene Ontology annotation, molecular function: GTP binding; GTPase activity.